AUGGCUGCUGUUCCACUGGGCAGGUCUCUGGGAGAAGGCGAGCUAGAUAUCGAGGGUGUAUGUAUGGAAUCAGGCAUGGCAUGCCAGAAUUGUACUCACGCUGUUACUUGCAUACCUUUACCUGUUGGAUGGCUUAAGGUUCCUCUACAGCAAUGCUCAAAUGGACAGACUUGUAACGCACAUUUAGGUCAAUGCUCCAACGAUGCAGUGCCAGAAUGUGAAGAGAUAACGCAAAAGUACAGCCAUGUUUGUGAACAGGUUGGUAUUUUCCCGGAUGCAUAUGAUUGUAGAAAGUUUCAUUUAUGUUCACCUCCUGAUGGGCUUCCAGAUGGAAGACCAGCAGAACAUAGAGCAGCAAUGUGCCCAAGACAUUAUGGAUAUGACCCAAGCACUGCUCAGUGCUCUAUAAAAUUGAAGAAUGGUCAAUGUAGCCAAAAACCAGUUCCAAAUUGCACGAAGGUUGGUCAAUCUGGCGCAUUACAUAGCAGCGCAAACCACUAUUAUGUAUGCCUUUCAAGACAUGGAAAUUUAUAUCCUCAAAUCUUUAUCUGUCCUCAUGGAUGGUACUUUUGGGGCAGUUACUGUCGUCCUGAACCUGAAUUUAAACCAAAUGGUAGUUCAAAAUGUACAGAUGACAAAAAAAAUGAUGAAGGAACCAAAAGUAAAGAGGAUACACACAGCAAAGAAAAACAUGAUGAUAUUGUUAAUAACAACUUAAUUAAGACGACUUCUAAGCCUAUAUAUAAAAUAGAUGAUUUUUUCUCAACAGAAAAAGCCAUCACAUAUCCUGCGGACACUUUCUUAGCUGACAAAUUUGAUUUAACAAAUUACGAGGUUAUUGAUGAUGUACCACCAAUGAAUGAUGAAUUUGCAAAUUCUUUUGAAAGUGGCAGCGAUUUUUGG
Molecule: messenger RNA, 903 nt
Organism: Brenthis ino (lesser marbled fritillary)
Lineage: Eukaryota; Metazoa; Arthropoda; Insecta; Lepidoptera; Nymphalidae
Source: the annotation of a GenBank genome assembly